This is a messenger RNA of Solanum verrucosum, 3231 nucleotides long. RefSeq lists its product as uncharacterized. The transcript is spliced from 8 exons. NCBI's taxonomy places the organism in Eukaryota, Viridiplantae, Streptophyta, Magnoliopsida, Solanales, Solanaceae. Gene Ontology annotation, molecular function: nucleic acid binding; zinc ion binding. Gene Ontology annotation, biological process: DNA integration. The annotation marks the transcript as partial. The record is from RefSeq and is a predicted model, not a curated record.
GAGGGUAAGAAAGUUAAACUUGCUAUUGUUGAGUUUUCUGAUUAUGCUGCUUCUUGGUGGAAAAAGCUUGCUAGGGACAGAUUGCAAGAGGAGCUACCACCUAUUGCUACGUGGGCAGAGAUGAAGAGGGUAAUGAGGAAGCGAUUUAUUCCAUCAUACUUCCAAAGAGAUCUACAAUCUCGCCUUCAACGCUUGAAGCAAGGCUCCAUGUCGGUGGAUGAGUACUUCAAAAGCAUGGAUAUGGCUAUGAUCCAAGCUAACUGCAUGGAGGAAGAAGAGGCUACAAUAGCUAGAUUUUUAAAUGGUUUAAAUACAGAAAUAGCUAAUGUAGUAGAGAUACAACAAUAUGUAACUUUAGAUGAGUUAGUUGAUUUGUCUGUAAAAGUUGAAAAACAAAUUGAGAAAAAGCAGCAAAAUAACUCAUGGAGAAGUCGACCAAACACUAUCUCUAAGAAGCCAUGGUCAACUCAAGAGGGGAAAGCUCCUUCCAAACCUCAAGAUGAUAGAGGUAAAGGUAAGGUUGAGGAGGGAGGUAAAACCUUUAAUCCUAAAUCUUCUAAACCUUCAAGUUCUAUUCAAUGUCACAAAUGUCAUGGAAGGGGGCAUAUGAUGCAUGAAUGUCCAAGUAGAAGAAACAUCCUACUUAGAGAGAAUGGAGAAUAUGAGAGUGAAAAAAGUGAGGGGGAAGAAGAAGAGGGAGAAGGUGUAAGUGAGGAAGAUGAUUUGGAACUGCCUAAUGAUGGUAUAAUUGGGGUGGUUAGGAGAAUUAUGACUAUCAAUUUGGGUAGUGUUGAUGAAGGGCAGAGAGAGAAUUUGUUUCAUACUAGGUGUGGGAUAAAAGGGAAGACUUAUUCUAUGAUUAUUGAUGGGGGAAGUUGUGCAAAUGUGGUGAGUUCAUACUUGGUGGAUAAACUAGGAAUUGCAUGCAUGAAGCGCUCUACCCCAUAUAGGCUCCAAUGGUUGAAUGAUUGUGGAGAAGUAAAAGUAAACAAACAAUGCAUGAUUUCAUUCAAUGUUGGUAGGUAUGAAGAUGAGAUUCUUUGUGAUGUAGUUCCAAUGCAAGCAUGUCAUGUUUUACUUGGCCGACCUUGGCAGUAUGAUAGGCAGAAUUUUGAAGAUGUUUUUCCUGAUGACACUCCAAAGGGAUUGCCACCUUUGAGAGGGAUUGAGCACCAAAUAGACUUUGUGCCUGGGUCUCAACUUCCUAAUAGGCCUGCCUAUAGGAGCAAUCCUGAAGAGACCAAAGAAUUACAACGGCAAGUUGAAGAAUUGCUUGUAAAGGGAUUUGUUCGAGAGAGUAUGAGCCCAUGCUCUGUUCCAGUCCUAUUGGUCCCCAAAAAGGAUGGAACAUGGAGGAUGUGGUUUGUGGUCAGUUCUAAGGGAGUUGAAGUAGAUGAUGAGAAAAUCAAGGCAAUAAAAGAAUGGCCUAAACCUAAUAGUGUAACUGAAGUUAGGAGUUUUCAUGGACUUGCUAGUUUUUAUAGGAGGUUUGUGCGAGACUUUAGCACCAUUGCUGCUCCUUUAACUGAAGUUAUAAAAAAAGAUAAGGUUUUUACAUGGGGAAAGGAACAAGAUGAUGCAUUUAACUUGCUGAAGGAUAAAUUGUGUUCUGCGCCUCUUUUGCAAUUGCCUGAUUUUUCUAAGUCUUUUGAAGUUGAGUGUGAUGCCUCUGGUAAGGGCAUAGGUGCAGUUUUGAUGCAAGACUCCAAGCCAAUUGCCUACUUUAGUGAAAAGCUAAGUGGAGCAACAUUGAACUACUCAACUUAUGAUAAAGAGCUAUAUGCCUUGGUGAGGGCGUUAGCUACAUGGCAGCACUACUUGUGGCCUCGAGAAUUUGUGGUCAACACUGAUAAUGAGUCAUUAAAAUACUUGAAGAGCCAAGGUAAACUUAGUCGUAGGCAUGCUAAAUGGGUAGAGUUUAUUGAAACUUUUCCUUAUGUAAUUGCUUACAAACAAGGAAAGGAGAAUGUGGUUGCUGAUGCACUCUCAAGAAGGUAUAAAUUUAAUCUUCAAGAUGAAUUUCUAUUCAAGGAAAAUAAAUUAUGUGUUCCUAACUGCUCGUUGCGUGAACUAUUUGUUAGGGAAGCACAUUGUGGAGGGCUAAUGGGACAUUUUGGUGUACCCAAAACACUGGAAAUACUUUCUGAACAUUUUUAUUGGCCUAGCAUGAGAAAGGAUGUUGAAAAAGUGUGUUCUUAUUGUCUUGAAUGUAAAUAGGCUAAGUCUAGAACAUUGUCGCAUGGUCUUUAUACUCCUUUACCUGUUUCUAAUUCCCCUUGGAUUGAUAUUUCUAUGGAUUUCAUAUUGGGGCUGCCAAGGACUAAGUAUGGUAAGGAUAGUAUAUUUGUGGUAGUAGAUAGAUUUUCUAAAAUGGCUCGUUUUAUCCCAUGUAAAAAGACUAAUGAUGCAUCUCAUGUGGCUGACUUGUUUGUAAAGGAAGUGGUUAAAUUGCAUGGAAUACCUAGAACUAUUGUUAGCGAUAGGGAUGCCAAGUUCUUAAGUCACUUUUGGAGAAUUCUUUGGGGAAAGUUGGGAACUAAAUUGCUAUUUUCUACAUCUUGUCACCCACAAACGGACGGGCAAACGGAAGUGGUUAAUAGAACUUUAGGGAACAUGUUGAGGGCUAUUUUGAAAGGAAAGUUGACUUCUUGGGAAGAUUACUUACCUAUUGUAGAAUUUGCUUAUAAUAGGACCUUCCAUUCUUCUACUGGUAAGACUCCUUUUGAAGUUGUAUAUGGAUUCAACCCCCUUACCCCCCUUGAUUUAUUGCCUUUGCCCUUGGUUUGGGUGCAUAUGCGAAAGGAAAGAUUUCCUUCCAAAAGAAAGACCAAACUAGAUCCUAGAGGAAGUGGGCCAUACAAAGUCCUUGAAAGGAUUGGAGACAAUGCUUAUAAACUUCCUCUCGCUGCUCAGUAUUCCUCUGGAAAGUGCCACUCUGCACGAUGUCCCAGCGGAAUGGCCUCUGAACUAGUUGACUCAUCAGACGAGGCUGCUUGGUCAUUCUCUCCAGACCUUGUGGACGAUUUGGCGUUGGACCCUGUAGCAUGGACAGACUCUGAUUGUGAUGAUUGGGAGCCUAAGGCAUGGGUAGACUCGGAUCCGGACAUAGGUCCCUCCGAACUGGAAGCAGCCCCAAUUAUGGAGUGGGUUGAUUAUGGUAUGGAAAGGGUUUUGGGAAUGUAUGGAAGGGAGGAUAUUAUGUGGUGGUUAAGGAGUGAUUUGGGAGUUUAA